This is a messenger RNA of Megalobrama amblycephala (Wuchang bream), 3043 nucleotides long. RefSeq names its product zinc finger protein 271-like. Gene Ontology annotation, cellular component: nucleus. Gene Ontology annotation, molecular function: RNA polymerase II cis-regulatory region sequence-specific DNA binding; DNA-binding transcription activator activity, RNA polymerase II-specific. The record is from RefSeq and is a predicted model, not a curated record. The annotation marks the transcript as partial. Gene Ontology annotation, biological process: regulation of transcription by RNA polymerase II. The transcript is spliced from 5 exons. NCBI's taxonomy places the organism in Eukaryota, Metazoa, Chordata, Actinopteri, Cypriniformes, Xenocyprididae.
UAAACAGGACAGUGAGAACAUGAGUGAUCCAGAAGAUACUGAAGAACAAAGAGACCUGAUGGAAGAGAGCGAGGAGAGUGAAGAACUGAGUGAUGUGGAGGAGGAACAUCAUGUCAAACCUGGAGAAAAACCCUUGAGUCGCUCAAAGACUAAAAAGACAUUUAUAAAGAAAAGAAGAGCCAAGAAAUCUACAACCUGCACUCAGUGUGGAAAGAGUUUAUCAACAAAGCAAAGUCUUGAGUAUCACAUGAGAAUCCACACCGGAGAGAAGCCAUUCACAUGUGAUCACUGUGGGAAAAGUUUCACACACAAACAAACCCUUAAAGGACACAUGAGGAUUCACACCGGAGUGAGACCAUUCACGUGUGAUCAGUGUGGAAAGAGUUUCGCACUUAAACAAACCCUUAAAGGACACAUGAGGAUCCACACUGGAGAGAAGCCGUUCAUAUGUGAUCAGUGUGAGAAGAGUUUCUCAAAUAAACAACAUCUUAGGAUUCACAUGAAAGUUCAUACUGGAGAGAAGCCGUACAUAUGUGAUCAGUGUGAGAAGAGUUUCAUGAGAAAAGAUGGUCUUGAGAGUCACAUGAAAGUUCAUACUGGAGAGAAGCCGCACACGUGUGAUCAAUGUGGAAAGAGUUUCAAACACAAACACACCCUUAGAGAACACAUGAGGAUCCACACUGGAGCAAUGCUUCUGUACGCUUGUGAUCAGUGUGGGAAGAGUUUCACACACAAAAAAUCCCUUAAUGUUCAUGUGAAUAUCCACAAAGGAGUGAGACCAUUCACAUGUGAUCAGUGUGGAAAAACAUUUCAUGGGGAUCUAGCUCUGAAGAAACACCUAAGUAUUCAUACGAAGGAGAAGCCACAUUCAUGUUCUGUAUGUGGAAAGAGAUUUUCACUGCUGGAAUAUUUACAUAAACAUCAGAAAACACACACUGGUGUGAGAGAGUACAUGUGCUUUGAGUGUGAGAAGAUUUUUUCUACAGCAAACAAUUUAAAACUGCACCAGAGAAUUCACACUGGAGAAAAACCUUACAAGUGUUCACAUUGUGACAAUAGAUUCAGUUGUUUAACAAAUCUGAAAGGACAUGAAAGGAUCCACACUGGAGAAAAGCCAUAUAAGUGUUCACACUGUGAAAAGAGAUUCAGUCGGUCAUCAUCUCUGAAAACACAUGAGAUGAUCCACACUGGAGAAAAACCUUACAAGUGUUCACACUGUGACAAGAGAUUCAAUCAGUCAGCAUCUCUGAAAGCACAUGAGAGGAUCCACACUGGAGAGAAACCUUACAAGUGUUCACACUGUGACAAGAGAUUCAGUGAAUUGGGACAUCUGAAAACACAUGAGAGGAUCCACACUGGAGAGAAACCUUACAAGUGUUCACACUGUGACAAGAGAUUCAGUGUGUCAACAGAAGUAAAAAUACAUGAGAGGAUCCACACUGGAGAAAAACCUUACAGGUGUUCACACUGUGACAAGAGAUUCAGUCAGUUAGCAAAUCUGAAAACACAUGAGAGGAUCCACACUGGAGAAAAACCUUACAAGUGUUCACACUGUGACAAGAGAUUCACUCAGUUAGAACAUUUGAAAGCACAUGAGAGGAUUCACACUGAAGAAAAACCUCACAAGUGUUCAAACUGUGACAAGAGAUUUAGUCGGUCACAACAUCUGAAAAGACAUGAGAGGAUCCACACUGGAGAAAAGCCACACACAUGUGAUCAGUGUAGGAAGAGUUUCUCUAUUAAAAGUCACCUGAAAAAACACAUGAAGAUCCAUACAGCACCAAGUACAACAUCCAGCAUUAGCAUCAGUUCUGGCAGAGGGCCUGAAAGUCCACAAACAACCUGCACACAGUGUGGAAAGAGAUUAUCAACAAAGCAAAGUCUUGAGUAUCACAUGAGAAUCCACACCGGAGAGAAGCCGUUCACAUGUGAUCAGUGUGGAAAGAGUUUCACACAAAAAGUACAUCUUGAUGUUCACAUGACAGUUCACACAGGAGAGAAGCCACACACGUGUGAUCAGUGUGGAAAGAGUUUCUCAACCAAACAACAUCUGGAGAUUCACAUGAGGAUCCACACCGGAGAGAAGCCAUUCACAUGUGAUCAAUGUGGGAAGAGUUUGUCAAUGAAAGAAAGUCUUGAGAUUCACAUGAGGAUACACACUGGAAAAAAGCUUCUGUACGCAUGUGAUCAAUGUGAUAAGAGUUUCAAGCGACCAUCACUCCUUAAAGAACACAUGAGGAUCCACACCGGAGAGAAGCCGUUCAUAUGUGAUCAAUGUGACAAAACAUUUCGUGGGGAAUCAGCUCUGAAGGAACACCUGAAAGUUCAUACGAAGGAGAAGCUAUAUUCAUGUUCUGUGUGUGGAAAGAGUUUUUCACUGCUGAGAUAUUUACAUACACAUCAGAAAACACACACUGCUGUGAGAGAGUACAUGUGCUUUGAGUGUGAGAAAAUGUUUACUACAGGGAGUGAUUUAAAACAGCACCAGAGAAUUCACACUGGAGAAAAACCUUACAAGUGUUCACACUGUGACAAGAGAUUCAAUAAGUUAGGGAAUAUGAUAAAACAUGAGAGGAUCCACACUGGAGAAAAACCUUACAUGUGUUCACACUGUGACAAGAGAUUCAGUUGUUUAUCAACUCUGAAAACACAUGAGAUGAUCCACACUGGAGAAAAACCUUACAAGUGUUCACAUUGUGACAUGAGAUUCAGUCGGUCAACAGAUCUGAAAACACAUGAGAGGAUCCACACUGGAGAAAAACCUUAUAAGUGUUCAAACUGUGAAAUGAGCUUCAGUUGUUCAUCAUCUCUGAAAGCACAUGAGAGGAUCCACACUGGAGAAAAACCUCACAAGUGUUCACACUGUGACAAGAGAUUCAGUCGGUCAACACAUCUGAAAAGACAUGAGAGGAUCCACACUGGAGAAAAACCUCACAAGUGUUCACACUGUGACAAGAGAUUCAGUGAAUCAUCAUCUCUGAAAAGACAUGAGAGGAUCCACAUCAGAGAGAAGCCGCACACGUGUGAUCAGUGUGGAAAGAGU